Messenger RNA from Balaenoptera musculus (blue whale), 1484 nucleotides. Its product is annotated as translational activator of cytochrome c oxidase 1. The record is from RefSeq and is a predicted model, not a curated record. Gene Ontology annotation, cellular component: mitochondrion. The transcript is spliced from 5 exons. NCBI's taxonomy places the organism in Eukaryota, Metazoa, Chordata, Mammalia, Artiodactyla, Balaenopteridae. Bases 235 to 1128 code for a protein of 297 amino acids.
GGAACGGACCGGGAAAAGGAAGUGUGCUACACCACUGAAUGUACCCACUCCCGGCUGCCGCGGGGAAGGUGCGGCGUACUUCGUGUUCCGGCUGCCCGGGGUGGGCCUGAGCCUUUGGCUGUCCAGUGACGGGUGGAGGAGGCUGCAGGCUCUGGACCUGCUUGUUUCGGUGGCGGACUCGGCGGACUGACCUCGGCCGCUGCUCUUGCUGACCUUGGCCCAGGGUCGGAGCCGAUGGCGGCUUGGGCCGCUGUCACCUUGAGCAGGGCCGUUGCCCAGUGCUUGUGGGCGCGAGGCCCCGGCGUCCGGGUGGCUCUUCCGAGCUUCCCCCCGGCCUUCCAGCCUGAGCCCCCAGGCUGUAGCCCCUGUGGGGGCCGGACGCUGCACCUCACGGCAGAAGUCCUCGCCGGGCACAACAAGUGGUCCAAAGUCCGGCACAUCAAGGGUCCCAAGGACACCGAAAGGAGUCGCAUCUUCUCCAAGCUCAGUUUGAGCAUUCGCCUAGCGGUUAAAGAAGGAGGCCCCAACCCCGAGUUCAAUAGCAACCUGGCCAGCAUCUUAGAGGUGUGUCGCAGCAAGCACAUGCCCAAGGCGACAAUUGAGGCAGCACUGAAAAUGGAGAAAACCAAGGACAUUUAUUUGUUGUAUGAGGGCCGAGGCCCUGGUGGCUCUUCUCUUCUCAUUGAGGCGUUAUCUAACAGUAGCUCCAAGUGCCACUCGGACAUCAAACAUAUCCUGAACAAGAAUGGGGGAAUGAUGGCUGAAGGAGCUCGCCACUCCUUUGACAAAAAGGGGGUGAUCGUGGUUGGAGUGGAGGACAAAGAGAAGAAAGCUGUGAAUCUAGAGCGUGCCCUGGAGCUGGCAAUAGAAGCAGGAGCUGAGGAUGUCAAGGAAGCUGAAGAUGAAGAGGAAACGAACAUUUUUAAAUUUAUUUGUGAUGUCUCUUCACUGCAUCAAGUGAGGAAGAAGCUGGACUCCCUGGGCCUGUGUUCUGUGUCCUGUAUGCUAGAGUUCAUCCCCAACACAAAGGUGCGGCUGGCUGACCCUGACCUGGAGCAGGCUGCCCAUCUCAUCCAGGCUCUCGGCAACCACGGUGACGUGAUCCACGUCUAUGACAACAUUGAGUAGCCAGGCUGUACGUGCCCCCCGGCAGCCUAUUCUGGAGCACAAGCUUCUGCAGCGUCCUCUGAGACUCAAGUAGGUCAGGGCGGUGGGUGGUCUAGCAGGUUAGGAAGCAUAAGACCUGUAGUUUGUGGUCGGUGGAAUCCCUGCACUUUUGUGAAGCCUCUUUGGCAGCUCUGCUGGUGUCUCAGCGCCCUCCCAGGUGAGUCCCUCCACAUCCUUCUGGAUGCAGAGUGAGGCCAGUCAGCUGGUCAGAUUCUGAUCUCAGGAAGUUGGCCCUUGUGGGGAUGGUAGGUGCCCUGAGGGCCCAUGUACUAGAAAGUGCUCCUAAAUAAUAACAGUGAUUGACCUGGGUUGCUGCA